AUGGCUGAGAAUCCUUCAACUCCCGGCCCGGGGGGCUUCGUACAACCGACGCUUCCCUCCCCCGCGCCAAGCACCACCACCACAAACCGAUCCACAGUCGGCCUCCCCCAUCCCCGCGGCCACGCGCUCCGGCCAGGCUCCGCAAAGGAGGACAAGGUGAGGAGGUACGUCGAGGAGCGCCUCCUCCACAUCAGCCGCCGCUACGUCAAGAAGUACAGCCUCCAGGAGCCCGACGACCAGGUCGUCGGCUACCGGUCGAUGGGCGAGCUCUGCCGGGACGUGGAGGGCCUGAUCGACAUCAUCUGGCUGUCUGGAACGCCCAGCCUCCAGAUCCCCUACCUCCUCAACAUCGCCGGCGAGUUCACGACCUGGCUAACGUCCUUCCCGCCCUCCCCGCCCGGCACCUUCGCCGUCCUGCGCAAGCUUGACCACUGCUUCGCCAGCCUGCUCACGGGCGCGGACGUCGAGACGCGGGAGCCGCUGCCGGGCUUCGAGAACGGGCUGCGCGGCGGCAUGAGCCGCACCGACAUGGUCCGGUGCAAGAGCCUGGUCGAGCAGACGCGCGUCCUGGUCGUGGAGGCGAUGAGGAGGGAGCCCGGGGAGGACGAGGACGAGGACGAGGACGAGGACGAGUGGGGGCCGGGUGGCACGCUGACGGGCGAUGAGACGGACGGCGGGGGUCGCGUUGGGAUCUGGGAUGAGGACGAUGAGCGGUUGCAUAUGGACGUGGCGAGGGUUUACGAGAAUACGCUUGUGCAGCUUGGAGAGACGCUGGGCGAGGGAGGCGCUGUUGGCGAUCUUUGA
This is a messenger RNA of Phialemonium atrogriseum, 804 nucleotides long. RefSeq lists its product as uncharacterized. Gene Ontology annotation, cellular component: transcription factor TFIIH holo complex. The transcript is spliced from 2 exons. Lineage: Eukaryota; Fungi; Ascomycota; Sordariomycetes; Cephalothecales; Cephalothecaceae. Bases 1 to 804 code for a protein of 267 amino acids. The record is from RefSeq and is a predicted model, not a curated record.